Messenger RNA from Linum tenue, 1969 nucleotides. The record is from the annotation of a GenBank genome assembly. NCBI's taxonomy places the organism in Eukaryota, Viridiplantae, Streptophyta, Magnoliopsida, Malpighiales, Linaceae.
GAAAAAAGAAAAAGGAAAAAACUCCCUUAUCUUUCUCUGUCCCCUGCCUUUUCCUCCUUCUCUAUAAACAAUUCUUCCCUCCCUCCUUCCCCUCGCUGCUUCACUUCAGUCGUUACUUCACUCACAGUUGCAGCAGCAGAGACCAACACAACAACCAUGGACUGCCACAGGAAUUCUCUUCUCACCUGGGCUUACUUCUGCCAUGGAAAGCAGAGCAUGGACGAACUGAAGCACUCACUCCUCUACACGACCCUGGAGCUCGAGCAGACCCGGAUGGCGGCUCAGGAGGAGCUCAAGAAGCGAGACGACCAGCUGAUUCAGCUCAAGGAGUUUCUGGGGAAAGCAAUUCGUGAAAGAGACGACGCUCAGGAGAAAUGCCAGAGGGUUCUGCUCGAGAACCUCUUGCUCCACCAAAAUUACAACCAAAAUGCUCCUCCUUUGUCAGGGAUUUCCAGCAUUGAAGACGAACCCAGAAGAGGAAUCGACUCCAACAACAACAACAACAAUGGGUUCUCGUCUUCGGAUUGCGAAGAGAGCAUCGUUUCCUCACCGGUUCUCGACCCAAUUCCGCAGCCGCAGGCAGGACAAUUGCCCCUGCCGCUGCCGGCGGAGGAGGCAGGGGAGGUACUACUGCCGGAGCCGGAGAAGCCGUUGCCGGAAAAGGGGAAGCUUCUGCAGGCGGUGAUGAAAGCAGGGCCGCUGUUGCAGACUCUGCUUCUGGCUGGGCCGCUUCCUCAAUGGAGGCACCCGCCCCCACCGCUCGAGUCAUUUGAGAUACCGCCGGUGACUAUCCUUUCGCCGCCGGUGACGUUCCCGGCGACUCCUCUGCCGCAGGAUUCCUCUUUCAACGGGAAUGGGUUCUGCAGCAGGAAGAGGGUUGUUCCCGAUGGUGGAUUCUGUGAGUCCCCAACUGAAACUAAGUUCCACAGAGUAGCUCUCCAUUGACAUCUCAUUACACCCCAAAAAAAAAAAAAAAACAACAACUAUAUACUAGUUUCUUCUUUCUUCCCUUUUAGUUCCAAGGUAUCACAAAACUAAAGACUCUUACUUUACUCCCAAGUUUUACCACUAAAGCCUUAGAGGAGGGUUAAUUCUGAGGGACUGAUAUAGUAUGGCAAUGGAGCAAGCAGCCAUUUUUGUACAUAGAGAGGGUUUGUUCAUUUUCCUUGUUUUUUAGCAGCUUCCUUCCUUCCAAAGUUCCACUUUUGAUGAGAAGUGGAAGAUGGGGGCAGAGUAGUAGUAGUAAUGGUAGUGUUGGAGAAGAGAAAGCUUGAGCCUUUAGGCUUUUUCUUCACUUUUCCCCCCAUUGAAGGGCAGGGGAAUUUAGUUAUGGAGGAGGUUUUGACAUACAAAUCUUCUCUCCUUGAAAUAUUGCUAAGGAGUUUGAGAUGAGAGAGAUACACUUUGUGUAAGGCUAAGAGCAGCAAAGUGUGAUUGAUUACAAUGUAGUAAGUAAUGUUUGGUUGCUCUUGAUUUCCUGUUUGUUUGUUUGCUUGUUUUUCCCCUUCUUGAGAAUCCGAGGGGAAUGGUGGAUGUGGUUGAGAAGUUGGUGGUGGUAAAGUUUGAAGAAGUAAAGGUUGAGAAGAAGGCCAACAACCAGUAGAGAGAGAGAUAGGUCACAUAGACUUUUCCUUUUAGGUUAGAGGGAGUGGAUCCCCACAAAUCCCAUUUCAGGAUCUAUCUACUGCUCUUUUUCUUCUUCUUCUUCUGCAGCUGCUGGUGUCACUGUCGCUGUUCAUGGCGGUGGUGGUGGGUGAUGAUGAUGUAUGGUUAGUGUGAUAAUGGAGAUUAGUGUUCACUAUUGAGCAGGCAAACUAGUGUUAUUGUUGUAAUUUACAAAGGAAAAGGAAGAAUUAUGUUAUGAUUGUAUGUUCCUUUUGUUUUAUUGCUCCCUCAAAGAGGGUAAAGCCUCUUUUCCUGCUCCCCCCAUUAACAAAACCUCCCACUGUUCUUAGAAACUUGUUUAUAU